UAAUUGUGGGUUUCCCUUUUAUUUAUGUCUCCUAACUCACUGGCUUCAACGAGAACUCCACCACCACUCUCAAUAGUAUUCCAUGCCCGACACCAGCACCAGCACUAGCACCUGUAGAGAAAGAAGAAGCAAAUCUCUAGAGAGAGAAAAAUUUUCUACAAAGUUCUAGAGAGAGAGUGUGUGAGUGUAAAGGGGAAAGAGCCAGAGGUUUUACUUAUGAUUUGAUCUGAUUUUGAUCAGAAAAAUCGAAAAGGAGAAGUUUAUUACUUUGUUGAAGUUUCUAUUUUUGGAUGAGAAUUUGAAGAAUUAAGGAAGCAAUGGAAUCGGAUCUUCAGCAGCAUCACAAACCCCAGCAGCAUAUGAACUCUGGCUUGAUGCGGUACCGGUCAGCUCCCAGCUCAUAUUUCACAAACAUUUUGGACUCAGAGCUUUAUGAGCCGUUUUUCAAUCGGCCUUCUAGCCCUGAAACCGAGAGGAUUUUGUCCCGGUUUCUGGCUAGUGAAGGUGGUGGUAAUGGAGGAGGAGGAGGUGGCGGUGGUGAAGGAACAGAACAAAUUGCAUCACAACACAAAGUAGCAACACAGGUUAAUAAUCAGCAACCACAAUUUUUGGUGCCUAAGGUGGAUGAUGAAAUGGAGGUGAUUCAACAGCAUCAGCAGCAGCAACAGCAGCAGCAGCAGCAGAGCAAUUUGAACAACUAUUCAUCUGUUGCUCAAGGAUUUUACCAAAGUCCAGCGGCAAAACCGCCUUUACCUAAUCAGAACUUGACAUCAGCUAAUGAAGGAGCUUAUUCAAUGAGGGGAAGUCAUUUGCCUCCUAUGAAAACCGGUGGUGGUGUCGCGAAUUCCAAUCUCAUUCGGCAUAGUAGCUCACCUGCUGGAUGGUUCUCCAAUGUGAACAUUGAUGUGGCAGGCUGUGCUGCAUUGAGAGGAAUGGGAAACUUCGGAGCACGUGAUAGCGCUAAUGAAGAAGCAUCUUUUUCUCCUGCAAGCAGGUUGAAAAAUUUCUCUUCAGUUCCACCAUCUACAUCGGGGCUAAUUAGUCCGAUUUCUGAAAUUGGGAACAAAAGAAUGCGAUCGAAUGGUCAAGAUGCUGGAGCUUUUGGGGAUGGCCGCGGUAACAAUUAUGUGACUGGUUUCCCAAUGGAUUCAUGGGAUGACUCUGCGAUUCUUGGUGAUGAUAUCAGCGGUUCAACAGGCUUUAGGGAUGACGAUGUGAAAGCAUACACUGGUUUAAGUCCAUCCGAAACUCAGGAUGUAGAGGCCGGAAGUCGCCCUCCUACACUUCUAGCUCAUCACUUGAGCUUGCCAAAAACAGCCACUGAGAUGGCUGCCAUUGAAAAGUUUUUACAGCUCCAAGAUUCUGUUCCUUGUAAGAUUCGAGCAAAGCGGGGCUGUGCAACACACCCAAGAAGCAUUGCUGAGAGGGUGAGAAGAACCCGAAUUAGCGAACGAAUGAGGAAACUACAAGAGCUUGUACCGAACAUGGACAAGCAAACAAACACUUCAGACAUGUUGGAUUUGGCAGUUGAGUACAUUAAAGACCUUCAAACUCAAGUCCAGACGCUCUCUGAACAUCGUGCCAAGUGUACCUGUUCAAACAAGCAGCAGUAGCAACACCAAAAUGUAGGAGGGACUUUGCUUUUCAUGUACAGAACCAUUAGAAGUUGGAAAGAAGAUAGAUGGCCGCUGGAGCUUUCUGGGGUUCUCUUUUGUACUUAAAAAUGGACAGUUCGGUUAUUUCUUUAUGUGGGUGGAGAGGGAAAAGAAGAAAAAAGGGGCUGCUAAAAGCUGAUGUCUAAGAUCCAAAACCCACUGCUGGCAUUAAAAGAACGCAUGCUGUAUAGUAAUAUUCUGUGGUGAAUGUGACGUUACAUGCUUACGGUUGUGGAGCUCAAGCAAUUUAUCAAAUCCCCAGUUCCCAUCAGAAGAGACGGAAUUACACAAAGAUUCUAAUUAUGCAACGUUAUGUGAGAAAGUAACAUAUAAAGUGAAAACACAUGGCGACGUCUACAGACAAACAUGCUUUUUCCUGGCAUAAUUGGAGGAAAAAUGAGUGAAGCAAAUUAAAGAGCACAUGAUUACUAAAUGAGCAUUCUCUCUUUGCUUUUAUUUUUAGGCAUCAAAUUGCACCCAUGCAGUCAAGGAUGCUAACUGUUCUUGUUGCCCAUUUUCGAUUCAAUAAUGGAGGUUCAAAUAUUUCA
Pyrus x bretschneideri (Chinese white pear) is the source of this 2203-nucleotide messenger RNA. RefSeq names its product transcription factor bHLH122. Gene Ontology annotation, cellular component: nucleus. Gene Ontology annotation, biological process: regulation of transcription by RNA polymerase II. Lineage: Eukaryota; Viridiplantae; Streptophyta; Magnoliopsida; Rosales; Rosaceae. The transcript is spliced from 7 exons. Bases 318 to 1613 code for a protein of 431 amino acids. Gene Ontology annotation, molecular function: DNA-binding transcription factor activity, RNA polymerase II-specific; protein dimerization activity; RNA polymerase II cis-regulatory region sequence-specific DNA binding. The record is from RefSeq and is a predicted model, not a curated record.